Messenger RNA from Notolabrus celidotus (New Zealand spotty), 5373 nucleotides. Its product is annotated as zinc finger FYVE domain-containing protein 1-like. Lineage: Eukaryota; Metazoa; Chordata; Actinopteri; Labriformes; Labridae. The coding region runs from base 1027 to 3387 and encodes 786 amino acids. The transcript is spliced from 11 exons. Gene Ontology annotation, molecular function: zinc ion binding. The record is from RefSeq and is a predicted model, not a curated record.
ACAUGAAAACACUGUGCAGCUCAAUGGUGUCCCAGCCUCUGUUCUGUGCUGCUACAGAACUACACUUCCCAUCAUGCAUCCACCUCGUACCCUCCACUGACCCUGUGACUGAAAAUAAUCUGAUCAGCUGAUCUGACCUGGCAACAAAAUAACGUAGCUAGAGAGAUCUGCCAGGGAGGGGGCUGAAGAACAAAACAAUGACACUGCUCGGAAGGAUUCAAACACAGUAACACUUUUAAGACUUUUUUAAACCAACUCGCGCCGAUUUCCCUCCCAUAAACAGUUCGCGGAUCUCCGAGCUUUUACCAUCGACGGGCUGUUGUUGUUUUUGUUGAUAUGUUGUUACAGCUCAGUUGACAGACUGGGGGCUAGCUGCUUGUACGGACGGAUAUGAACUGUUAGGGCUCGCUGCCUCGAUAAUUAAAGAUUAUCUUUGGAAAAAGUUGAAACUGUCCGUCGAAACCAGCUAGCUGUGAGUUCCGUGUAAAUGCUUUGUGGACAAAUGUUCUGUUUGAGUUUCUCAGCGAGCUGUUGAGGCUCAGUUUGCUAGCUAGCCUGUUGUUAGCAUCAGCAUUUGCACAUUCAUCUCUUAAGAGAGAGUUCAUUGUCUCGAUUGGUACGAGAUAUAUGCACAUUUGUCAGUGUUACAUUUGUUUUAAUCGUUAACUUAUGACAUAUUGUAUCUAUUGUUGCAGCUCUAACACACAAAAACAAGCUAACUGAAGUAAUAAGGUAUCAGGUGUUGCACAAGAAGACGGCUGUUUCUGCUUCAUUGCCUCGCUGCCGCACAAAAUUACAUAAUUUUACAGUUUUAUUUGUUAAUAUUUUCUAAGUUGAUACUGUACAGUAUUUAGAUCAUUAGCACCAUGCAGCUGUUUUAGGUCCAUUUGUUAUAGGUCAUCUCUGUUGUCAGUAUUUCCAGAAGCUAGUCAUUUUCAUUUUUCCAAUAUAGGAAACUGCUGCUGCUGUUGUCAAGGGUGUUUCAAUAAACACUGCUCUGUAUUUAAGUUUUCCUUGUAAGAAACGAUGAGUGGCCAUGGCUCAUCUUCAGAAAAGGGAGUCAACACUAGUCUAAUAUGUCAGGAGAGUUACGCCUGUGGUGGCUCUGAAGAGGCUGCAUUUGAGUGUGAUGCAUGCAAAAGCUUGCAGUGUGUCCGCUGUGAGCUCGAGCUCCACAUCCAGGAGAGUCUGAAGAACCACGAGCGGGUUCAGAUAGGUCCCGGUCAUGUCCCGUACUGUGACAACUGCAAAGGAGGGAAUGGAGACAACAGCAAGCGCCGCAGAUCUGUGGUCCGCUGCCAGAACUGCAAACUUAACCUGUGCCAAGACUGUCAGAAACGCACCCACAGUGGAGGCAACAAGAAGAAACACCAGCUGACAUCUUACCCUCCUCCCCCCAAACCUGCAGAGGUCAGCUUGAUCCAAACAUCUGUCCCGCCUGCUGUCCACAUUGACGAUGAGAUCAAAUCUCAGAGAGCAAAACUUUUGGAGAAGAUUUCCAGUUUUCUCUUGGUGGAUGAGAAUGAGGAAAUGCAGAUAAAGGAUGAAAGUUCAUUUGUGAAGCGCCUGAGCUGCGACCCCGACCAGCUCCUUAAGGUGGUGUCCAUCUUUGGCAACACAGGAGAGGGCAAAUCACACACCCUGAACCACACGUUCUUCUUGGGCAAGGAAGUGUUCAAGACCUCCCCUACGCAGGAGUCCUGUACAGUAGGCGUGUGGGCAGCUUUUGACCCCAGCCGUAAUGUAGUGGUCAUCGAUACAGAGGGGUUGCUGGGGAACAGCUCCAAACAGGGUCAGAGGACACGUCUGCUGCUCAAGGUCCUAGCCAUUUCAGACCUCAUCAUCUACCGCACCCAUGCUGAUCGCCUCCAUGACGACCUGUUCAAGUUCCUCGGGGAUGCCUCGGAUGCUUAUUUGAAGCAUUUCACUAAGGAGCUGAAGGCGACAACAGCUCGCUGCGGCCUGGACGUCCCACUGUCCACAUUGGGCCCUGCUGUGGUCAUCUUCCAUGAAACAGUCCACACUAAGUUGCUUGGAUCAGGUAAGUCCUCUGAGUCUGUGGAUCGGCUGCUGUCCGAGCGCUUCAAGAAGCUUUCCCGGUUCCCAGAGGCCUUUAGCUCUGUGCAGUAUUGGGGCACGCAGACCCUCAACCCUCCCACUGACUUCCGCGGCCUGCAGAACAAACUGGAGCAGCUCCUUGACAACAACGCCACCCGUUCCCCUCGCACCCCUGUGGUCAUCUACAAAGCCCUGCAGGCACUGAGUGAGCGCUUUAAUGGGGAAAUUACAGGUGAGCUAGUAGCCCACAGCUGCUUCUUUCCCGAUGAGUACUUCACCUGCUCCUGCCUCUGCCUCAGUUGUGGAUCUGGCUGCAAGAACAGCAUGAACCACUUAGGAGAAGGAGCGUGCCAUGAAGCGAAGCACCGGUGUCGUUAUUCUAUUCAGUAUGAUAACCGUAUUUACACAUGCAAGGCCUGCUAUGAAGGUGGAAAGGAAGUGAUAGUUGUCCCUAAGACCUCAGCUUCCUCAGACUCCCCAUGGCUGGGUCUUGCCAAAUACGCCUGGUCUGGGUAUGUUAUUGAAUGUCCAAACUGUGGAGUGAUCUAUCGGAGCCGUCAGUACUGGUAUGGGAACCAGGACCCUGUGGAUACUGUCGUCCGUACUGAGAUCCAGCAUGUAUGGCCAGGGUCGGAUGGCUUUUUAAAAGACAACAGCAACGCAGCUCAGCGUCUUCUGGAUGGAGUCAACCUAGUAGCCCAGUCUGUGUCAGAGCUCAGCGUCAAGCCUGCGAAAGCUGUCACCUCUUGGCUGACGGAUCAGAUCGCCCCAGCCUACUGGAAACCCAACUCCCUCAUCUUGGUGUGCCAUAAGUGUCACUCAGUCUUCCAGGACAACGACACCAAACAUCACUGCCGUGCCUGUGGGGAGGGCUUCUGCGAUGGCUGCUCUUCCAAAGCUGCGCCUGUCCCUGAGAGAGGCUGGGGCCUUGCCCCUGUCAGAGUUUGUGACGUUUGCUUUGAACAGAGAGCUUCAUUCGCAGAGAUACUCGAGGCAGAGCUUGAGGAAGAAGAAGGCGGAAACUUGGCUAGAAAGGUCGGAGAAGCAGUGACCAACACUUUCGGAGUUGUGGUCACUGCUAUUGACAUCCCACUUGGCCUGGUGAAAGAUGCAGCUCGUCCUGCCUACUGGGUGCCCGACCAGGACAUCCUCUCCUGCCACAACUGCCAGUGCGAGUUCACUGCCAAGCUGUCCAAACACCACUGUCGCGCCUGCGGCCAGGGAGUGUGCGACGACUGCUCCCCGGAGCGUCGGCCGGUGCCGUCUCGAGGCUGGGACCACCCUGUGCGCGUGUGCGCCAGCUGCAACCAGAAACCUGGAGAACUUUAACGGGGGAGAAAAGCUUCCUUCCUCAGAGCACCAGAGAGAACCAGUCACUCACUCAGCUGUCGUUUUGACACAGCUUUACCUCUGUUCCUCUGAUGGUUCUGUCUUGUAUCUGUGGAGAGGAAGUUUUUAGGCUCUUACUUUAUAGGAUAUUUAGCAGAUUUGGGAUUUCAGAGUUCCUGUGGCCUUUGUAGAACAGCCAGAACAUGUGAGUUAAUUGACUGAGUGUGAAUCGUGUAUUUCCACUCUAGUUAUUCACAGAGUGAAUAUUUAGAUUUUUUUGUGACACAAAUCCCUAAUUUUACGUUCAAUAAGGCUGUGGAGCUAUUUUUCUACUAUUAGAAAAUAUAAAAAAAAUGUAUCAUUUAAAGAAUACUAGCUAGUUGAGAACCCUGCAGGGUUGGUGUGAUUAGUUUCCAGCGAUUCUUCUUGUCAAGCGUUGUUUCUCUGAUGUUGUACGUGUAAUGGCGAGGACAUAUUUUAUAUCCAUGCAGGCUUAACUGCAGGUUCCAUUGCAUGCUGUACUGCAACAUUUUUAGUUUUUGCACUAAGCCUUUUUCAGCUGUUAUAGGCUGUUUGCUUACCAUGGCCAAAUCCCAGAUAUCCACAUGAUCAGGCGGUCUGUCGCAAACCAAGCUGAAUUCUGCUACAGUCAGGUCUUGAUGCGGAUAUCUGGAGUGCCAAAAAUCAUUCAGGUCACUGUGUCUGUGCUGGUAUGAUGUUAAUAUUUUAUCAUGUACUUUGUAGUUGUAUGAAGACUGAACUACAUUAGAGUGUACAUUUGAAACGUUAAAAAUUAUUUAUGUAUUGAAAAAUAAUUAUUAGCACUCUGGCAUGCAAGGCAGUGUGAGGAAUCGAUGGCCUUUGUUUCUGUUCAGAGCUCUGAACUCUGAAUAAACCUCACCACCUCUUUUAACAAGCAGCAUUUUAAUGUUCACAUCAUAAGUUGUUUGUUUUACAUGUUUGUUUUCUUGACACUUUGAGUUUUCUAAACAUUUACUGCCUGUUGGUCGUAUUGAUAUUGUUUUGCAGAAAUGAAAAUAUCAAAAUUUGACUUCAAACCAGUUUGACAAAAUGAAACUCACGCCUCCAGGUCUCUGUAGGCACAGCCUGACAGGAAAAAGAGUCCUAUCAAAGCUUGACACUUUUUUCCUGGUAAAAAAAAAAUCUUCCUGGCAUGUUUUUUUUUUUCUGUUAUAGAUGAAAUUGUAUUGAUGUAUUAUUUCUGUUGUGACAUAAGUUACUGUAUGAUCAUUUAUAUGCUUUGUAAUGUCAUCUUUCUCCUUAUAUUGUUUUUGUCUUUCAGAACUACACAGAAAACUUGAUGCUAAAUGUUGCAAGAACAAAAAAAAAAAUCAUGAUAUUGACCCAUAUUUAGUGACUGAGAGCUUUAACUGAUCUUGCAUCUUUACUAGUUUUGAAUUGAGUGAUGAGUCCCUUUAAGGAUAUCAUACAAAGCACAAAGUGAUGCCUUUAACACGUAUGCUUGUAUUUGUUGUUAACAUUUAGAAGAAAAAAAACAAUAUUUGUGAUUGUAAGCUUUGUAGAUAAAGUUAAUCCUCUCUUUGCUCCUAACGUGGAACUUUUUGGUUCUAAUGUCUGAUGAGAAGAUGUUUUGUCUGCCUUGUCUCAAAAUAGAUUUAUGUGUCUGAAUGUUGCAUCACACACACCCCUCUGAGAUGCUAAUAUUGCACAGCAUAAAAUAGGAAUUAGAUCAUGGCAUUUGAUUUGUACUGGAGUUUAUUCCAAUGCAAUUCUGUGCAAAUGCAAAUAUUAUUGAUGUCCAUCUUUUUUUUUAUUAGCUUGGGUGCUAUCAACACUUCUCACCUACACACUACAAAUCAACAGGACUUAUUGAUACAAUUAAAGCUGUUUAAACCAACUUGAAGACAUGAUGUGUGGAUAUUUGAUGAACUGGUGGAAGAUUUGCAUAAAAUUAAAGUGAAUUCACCCCUUACCUGUCAAAAAUAAUAAUAAUCUGGAAUUGCC